AUGGCCGCACCCACUCGUCCUGCUCCCUCCCCGGCCGCUCUCCUUAUAUACCCAGCCACUUUGCUAUUAGGCUCAUUAUUCUCCGUGAUCUCGCCAGUAGCUCGUGCUGCCAGAGAGUCUUCCUCACACCUGCCGCAGUCGUCUGCUCCCCUCGCACCUUCACUCGCCGCCGACCUUCACCUCUCCGAGAACCCGGUCAAUUACUUUGCUCGAAAGAAUAAUAUUUUCAAUCUCUACUUUGUGAAGAUUGGAUGGCUGUGGACCACAGCUGCCUUUGUCUCGAUACUUCUCUUCCAGCCCGCGUACCUUGCCUCAUCUUCUCUCUCCCAGUCCCAACAACAGACCCGUGUGCGACGUACUCUUCAAGCCCUCCUCCGCUAUGCGAUCGCUACGACGAUAUGGUACUUGAUGACGCAGUGGUUCUUUGGUCCCGCGAUAAUCGAUCGGAGCUUUGUCGUUACGGGCGGCAAGUGUGAAGAGGCGAUUGGCCGGGCACGAAAGAUGGACUUGAGUGGAAGUCCCUCGGCCCAGGUCGAGACCCUUUUCUCUGCGGCAGCCUGUAAAGCCGCGGGCGGGGCCUGGAGAGGCGGUCACGACAUCAGUGGUCAUGUUUUCAUGCUGGUGCUGGCAACGGCACUCCUGGCCCACGAGGUGGUCGGUGCUGGGGCAUUCUCCGCGUUUUCAACAUCGACUCGGGCCGAUGGGGAAAGUGCACGUGAACGCAAGGCGAGUGACCCAGUCGUCUCCGGGAGUGGUGAUCAAGAUGUCGACUCUGGUUUUGCGAGGAAAUGGUCUCUACGCUUAGUGUGGGGUGUUGUUGGGCUAGGCUGGUGGAUGCUUUUCAUGACUGCCAUUUGGUUCCACACGUGGCUAGAAAAGGUUAGUUGA
Penicillium cataractarum is the source of this 888-nucleotide messenger RNA. Its product is annotated as putative inositol phospholipid biosynthesis protein Scs3. The transcript has a single exon. Gene Ontology annotation, cellular component: endoplasmic reticulum membrane. The record is from RefSeq and is a predicted model, not a curated record. Gene Ontology annotation, biological process: phospholipid biosynthetic process; lipid droplet organization; lipid storage. The coding region runs from base 1 to 888 and encodes 295 amino acids. Lineage: Eukaryota; Fungi; Ascomycota; Eurotiomycetes; Eurotiales; Aspergillaceae.